UGCUGCUGAGUUAGGAUCACCUCAUUCCCCUGGAAGUUUUUCCGAUUCCACCAACCCGUCACACCGAGGAAAACUGCCCUCGGUUACGGGAGAAUUAUUAUCUAUAUCGGACAUACAGUAUCGUUUCACUCCCUGUGACUACUUUUAUUUAAUUUGUGUAUUUUGACUAUCCAUUUUUUUGCAACACCGGCUAUUUUCGCCCUCUUUUCAUCUCCAGCGCUUUCCAUUUUAGAGGCAGGGGAAGACUUGGUGUCCUGAGCAAUUGGAGUGACUAAACCAAGUUUUUCCCCUGCAUUGCAAGAGGAAUGAAUAGCUACACGAGCUGAGAGAGAGGAGGAAGACACUACACGCGUAUGGUUGAAUGAUCGACAUGGAAUGCAACAAUCUGAUCAACGAUUUGGGAGAAAAUGGGUUGCCUUCAGCUACAUCUUCCAUUAUGGCACCAGAGGAGAGUUCCUCCAACAUGAAGAAGGACGACAGCGAUGACGUGAAGAGCCCCCAGAAAACAGAGUCGCCACUCAAAGCCCACACCCCAACAAAGAUGGACGCCGAGCAGAGAGCACGCACACCCACUAAAGCGGACCGUGUCCCCAAAUCUCCCAUGUCCCCAGCAACACCCACACGGAGAACAAGUUCUAGCCCCAGACCCAAUAAAGACGCGAUGAAGUCUGAAGACCGACAGAAACAAGCGAAGGAGCGCCGAGAGGAGCGGGCUAAAUAUCUGGACGACCGUAAGCAUCUACAAGCGGCUAAGAAGGCCCAGUGGCUGGAGAAGGAGGAGAAGGCGCGGCAGUUGCGGGAGCAGCAGCUGGAGGAGCGCCGUCGGAGGCUGGAGGAGCAGCGCGUGAAGGCCGAGAGGAGGCGCGCCGCCCUGGAGGAGCGACAGAAGCAGAAGCUGGUGAAGAACAAGGAGAAAUAUGAAGCCGCCAUCCAUAGAUCCACCAAGAAGACGUGGGCCGAGAUCCGACAGCAGAGGGGAUCCUGGGCGUGGCUCUCCACGGCAACAGCCAGAGAGAGAGUGAGCAUCUGCUCGAUGUCGGCAGUCAACCUCCCCAAACAAGUGGACUCGUCCAUAAACAAGAGACUGUCCAAGUCCUCCGCCACGCUCUGGAACUCGCCCAGUCGAAGCCGUAGACGGGAGCUGAGCCCAUGGGAGAGCAGCAUCGUGGACCGGCUGAUGACCCCAACCCUGUCCUUCCUGGCUCGCAGCCGCAGCGCAGCUAGCGUGCUGAGCAACAGCAGAGACUCACAGUCCCCCGUGUGCCCUCGCUCUGCCUCCGCCAGCCCGCUGACCCUGUGCGCCCACCGGCCGCACCACCGCUGCUCCGACCGCUGGAGGGUCACCACCAGCACCCCAGACAUCGCUCAGCGCACCCCUCGACGAGACUCCACACCGAUUGAUAGAAGGAAGAAGGAGAAGAAGGACAAAGAGCGAGAGAAUGAGAAAGAGAAGAGUGCCCUGGCCAAAGAGAAGGUGCUGAAGAAGAGACAGUCUCUACCCGCCAUGAGGAUCAGGAGUGAAGCCAGUCCCAGUCCUCUGUCGCGACGGGCGGCGUCCCCGGCCACACCCCCCCGAGGCAGGGUGUCCUCGCCCAGCCCGGCGCCAUCCCCGCGGGGCUCCUCUGCCCGCGCCAGCCCCUCCACCCCCAAGGCUCGGCCCAAGCGCGCCAGCACGCCUGCCCGCGUCCCCCCCCGCUCCGCCUCACCCGCCCCCAUCGAGAGGGUCCGAGAGCGAGGCCGGUCCGCCACGCCCGACUCUAAGGGAUCCUCCCCUGUUCCCUCCAUCAUCGUGUCUUCCGCCCCAGUCACGCCACCCCCCACCACCACCACCCCUGUGGCAUCGUCCGCCACCACCACGCCGCCCGUUGCUCCCGGCCAAUCGCAGCCAGCUCCCGCUCCGGCUGUCCCAGCAUCCUCUGCUGCCCCGGCAGCGUCCACUCCCACUCCGGCUCCGGCGGCAGCUCCAGCGGCCUCUCCGGGCAAGCCCAUGGCGGGCACCAACAACCCGGAGGAGGCGUCGCGCAUCCUGGCCGAGAAGAGGAGGCAGGCUCGCGAGCAGCGGGAGCGGGAGGAGCAGGAGAAGCGCGAGCAGGACGAGAGGGAGAAGGUGCUCCGUGAGGAGCGCGUUGCGCGGGAGGCGGAGGAGCGGAAGGGGCGGGAGGAGGAGGCGCGGCUGAUGGCCGAGCAGCAGAAGCAGCGGGACGAGGAGGAGCGCCUCCUCCAGGAGAAGGAGGCGCAGGAGAGAGCGCGCGCCGAGCAGGAGGAGAACGAGAAGCUCCAGAAGCAGAAAGAGGAGGCUGAAGCUAAGUCCAGGGAGGAGGCAGAGCGUCAGCGCCUUGAGAGGGAGAAACACUUCCAGAAGGAGGAGCAGGAGAGACUGGAGAGAAAGAAGCGUCUGGAGGAGAUCAUGAAGAGAACACGCAAAACAGACGGCACUGGAGACAAGCCAAAGGACUCCAAGCCGCCCUCGCCUCCACAAGUUAACGGCAAAGACGCCAUACCAGACCCCGAGAGCACCAAAGCUGCAGCUGACUACCAGCCAAGCCCAGAUGAGACUCAGCAGCAGCCCCUGAGCGCUAACGACAGCUCCUCGGUGGUGAACGGAGUCCAGCCUGCCAAGCACGAGAACGGCCUGUCGGGCAAAACCGAAGCCACCCACUUCGAGGAGAUCAUCCAGCUGUCCAAUCACUGCGGCAGCAAUGGUGGUGGGCGGGACAAGUCGGAGAGUGACAUUCCUCACGAGCCAAUCAUGGCCUUUGAGAGUGGGGAGAGUUUCCUGAAGAAGGCGGGCCCAAUGAAGCCUCAGCAUGUUGCAGAAGUGCUUUGAAGAGGGAGAUGCCCUUACACAGGACCCUGACACACCCAGAGCCCUCACAUCCCAACCCAGCAGAGGGACUCUCUAUCUCUCUCUCUCUCUCUCUCUCUCUCUUUCUCUUGCUCUUGCUUUCUCUCUCUCCUUCUUUAACCCUUUCCGUUUUUUCUGUCUUCUAUCUUUCUCAUUCUCAUUCUUUAUUUCUCUCUCUCUCACUCACUCACUCUCUCUCUCUCUUUCUCUCUCUCUCUCUCUCUCUCUCUCUCUCUCUGAAGGAGUACAGCCUACAGCACAGUACCUGUGCCAAACCACAUUACUGAUUUUGAAGAUUGUACAAAGAGGAACAGCCUCAUCACCACCUCCUCCCCAGACGACAAAUGUCUGGGAACUGUCAUUCUCAUUGAGGUCUCUAAAACACUACCCCUCUCUCCAACCACUACCACCACUUGCUUCUAACACACACACACACACACACACACACACACACACACACACACACACAUUGUCUCGGUCAAGAGAAGCUACAUACAUCCACUGCUCCAGCUAACAAGAAAAUGUACAGAAACUGCACCCGUGACUAUUCUACUGAUCAGAAGAGCUGGUGCCGCUGAGAACUCCGCACCCUUUCUCCUUCCUAUGAGAUUGCACCUUAAAACAGACAGCAUCACCUUCUCUUAGAGAGAGACGGAGGACAAAACAGCAGGAUAUAGAGGGGGAGAGGAAGAAAGAUUUGACAUUUAUAAUGAAAUGCUGUCAGGCUGAUUCUACUGUGCUUUGAGCUGAAGAGAGGAGAGUGUUGGUGGUUUUCGAUUCUUUUUUUUUUUUUUUUUUUUUCAAUGUUUAGUUAUUUAACUUGAAAAAGAAAUGUAACUAUUGGGUACAGUUGUUUGUGAAUAUUGUAAAUGGAUCUUUGUGUGCUGGACUUCAGAAGAAUGCAGUCUAGGAUUAAAAAUGGUCUUUAUAUAGAGAGUACAGCUUGCAAAGGUUUUACGAAAGGGAGACUUGGGUCUGCAAUACAUCGUUUUAUUAUUCAGAAGACCUUCAUCGGACUAUCAAUGUGGUCAAAAGAAAAUGUCUUGUAAUUGGCCAACAUUGUUACUACUUCACAUUUUCCCUUUUUUGGUAUCUGUACUAGAAGCAUGAAUUGGUGUGAUUCUCCAGCCCUUACCAAAUUCAUGAGCUUGCAACUUAUGUCCUCUAUAGAAGAAAAAAAAGUGUUGGUUAUUUUUAAAAAAGUGUUUUUGUUACUUCUUUUUUUUUUGGCUGUGCACUCACUAGGAAAAUGAUUCCAUUCUCCCCUAUGUUCACAAAGUGCUUUCAGAAAUCCUGGUAUUCCCUACCCAUUAAACACACGUUACAGUAUAGUCAAUGGAUCAGUAGCUUUGCGGGAGUCUUCUUUGAAGCAGAGGUGUAUUGUACAAUGACUGAUACCUGGGAACAUUUUACGCAGCCUUUUGUCUGAAUAUGCAAACACUGGGAUUGGUCAGAUGGAAUGUAAACUCUCAGAUGGAGUGUUUUGUAAGAAAACACUGUUUGACUGGGCCUUAAUGAUUCUCUGUAAAUGGCCAUCACCGGGGCUUGGAAACGGAAUGUAUGACAUUGGUCCCCUGAGCAUCAGAGGGUAGUUUUAUCAGAAUUAUGAAAAUGGAAAUUUUAAAGCAUGACAUGCCAUCACUGAAAUCCCACAGAUUCUCAAAUGUAUUUGCAAAAGCAGUGUGUGUGUAUAUGCUAUAAAUAUAUUUUGUGUGUCGGAGGGUCUCACUCGAAGUCUAUUAAAAGAAGAAAAAAAGAUGAUA
Messenger RNA from Alosa sapidissima (American shad), 4608 nucleotides. It is a transcript of the gene map7d1a, whose product is annotated as MAP7 domain containing 1a. The record is from RefSeq and is a predicted model, not a curated record. Gene Ontology annotation, cellular component: microtubule cytoskeleton. Gene Ontology annotation, biological process: microtubule cytoskeleton organization. NCBI's taxonomy places the organism in Eukaryota, Metazoa, Chordata, Actinopteri, Clupeiformes, Clupeidae.